UCUUCAUGGUCGUUCACCGCGUAAAACAAACACAAAAUCUGUUGUCAAACUUAUUUCUAAUCGCCAAUCCUUGGAUUACAGCCUUGCCAUUACCGUGUGUCCAACAUCAGAACAAUGGCAGCAUCAUACAGAAAAGGGGCUCUCUCAACUGGGCAGAGAAAGAAAACAGGUCCAAAGCCAGAAUUAACAGAAGAGCAGAAACAAGAGAUAAGAGAGGCAUUUGAUUUGUUUGACACUGAUGGAUCUGGGACAAUUGAUGCAAAAGAGCUAAAGGUUGCCAUGAGAGCACUGGGUUUUGAACCAAAAAAAGAAGAAAUCAAGAAAAUGAUAUCAGACAUUGACAAAGAUGGAUCAGGAACCAUUGAUUUUAACGAGUUUCUCCAAAUGAUGACAGCAAAAAUGAGUGAAAAAGACUCUAAAGAAGAAAUUCUCAAAGCUUUCAAACUCUUUGACGACGAUAACACGGGGAAAAUAUCAUUUAAAAACCUGAAAAGAGUCGCUAAAGAACUUGGUGAAAAUUUAACUGAUGAAGAAUUACAGGAAAUGAUUGACGAGGCUGAUAGAGAUGGUGAUGGGGAAAUCAAUGAAGCUGAAUUCCUUCGUAUUAUGAAAAAGACAAGCUUGUAUUAGACCUCUGUUCUGAUGGCAGCAGAUGUAAAAAAAAAAAAUGUUUUAAAGUGUACAGAAUGUUGUCUUUCCAUUCAAAGAAGUUUAUCAUCAUCAUCGUACAACACCAGUGAUUGAAUACUUUAAUUAAUCAGCUAGACUGAAAGAAAAAAAAAUGCAGGAUUUGGCAUUGUCUUAAUCGUGAUCAUUUACAUUUUACUAUUUCUGUUCAGCUCCUCUUGUCAAAGUUGUGAUUGAUCACACUUUUAUGGUAAUUUAUAACAUUCAGAGGGAACUCUCAGUAGCUACAAGUAUUUAACAACACUGAUAUCUACAGUUGUUGGAUCAAGAUAAUCAGUCUUAACUGUUGUAACAUUUUAAUACCUUCAGUCAAGGCUGAUCAUCUUGCGAGUAAAACUAAAUAAACUUGUUAAAAGUUGAGAACAUUA
Molecule: messenger RNA, 1055 nt
Organism: Stylophora pistillata
Lineage: Eukaryota; Metazoa; Cnidaria; Anthozoa; Scleractinia; Pocilloporidae
Cellular component (GO): myosin II complex
Molecular function (GO): calcium ion binding
Source: RefSeq, a predicted model, not a curated record